GGGUUUGUUGCCCUUUCCACGACCCUUAACAUGGCCGACCUGCUGCACAGUCUGCCUUUGCUACUCCUCGUCAUCGUGCUGCUUCUCAUUGUUGUCUUCUUCCACUUGUGUUUCGUGGGCCUGCUCCUUCUCGCGGCUCGCAAAAGGAGAUCUUCCAAGAACGGCGACAAGAUGGAUCGUCGACUGACCUGCGGCAGACUGGCAGGCACGACAGCAGGAGCGACCAAUCGGCAACGCAGUGCGGGAUCUGUGGCGAAGCAGGCGUACGACCCGACGUUGUAUGCUCACCUGCCUUCUCACGAGAUUCCUCUGUCGCCGUCGGAUGAUGAGGGGGAAGACGUCAGGUCGUCGACUUUGCCGUUGGGAAGUGGUUCCACGCAGGAUUGGGCGGCGAUGCAGUCGUACGGUGGCAGGCGGGCGGAGAGCCCGUGGUCUCACACGUCACUGUUGAACGAGGGGCUGUGCGACGACGACGACAAUGAAGUGGUUGAUCUGAGCUUCCAGUUCUCCAGCAGCAGCGGAGCAGUGGCAACGCACGCUCGCAUCAUCAAUCCCCACCCAGAUGGGGAUUGCGCGGAGCAGACGUACAUUGAGGAGGAGUUGGCGCGGAUCAACGUCCGGAAUGGAUGCGCUUAUAGCCGGCAUCACGAAGCGGAUUCGGGACUCCUCGAGGACGGCAGCGACAGGAGGAUUUGCCUGAGGGAGGUGCGGACGUUGAACGCGACGGCAGGCAGUUGUGGGCGGAGUGCAGACAAGCGUUGGUCAAGUUGGAACGGAGACAAUAACAAGAGGGGUGCAACGGCUCCUCGUGGACGAAGGCGACGACGCGGCUGUUCAGGAGCAAGGGGGAUCACACGAUCCGCCCAAAGAAUUUGGCGGACACGAGGGUGGCGGGGGGGGGUUCAGAUGCCGGCAGGCGCGGGGGCUGGAGGGGAAUCCAUGGCCAGUGAGGGUGGAGAGGAGGCACCCGACGAGGAGCAGGGGUUGACGAAAGAUUCGACAUUCAACUCGGGGAGCGCCGACGGUUCUGGGAAGAGGAAAAACAUGCGGCAACAAACCUUUGAGGCUGUCGCCGAGGUCAUGGACAAGCAUGGUGCGCUCAUGGCAAGCACGAUGGACAGCGCGAGCAAGCGGCAAUGCUCUAUGAUGUUACGACAGUGCGAAAUCCUAGAGAGCGAAGUGGAAGUGCAGAGGAAACACUAUGCUGCGGCGGAUGAGGCGAACAGAAUGAUGUGCAACGCCCUUAUGGAAAUAGUGAAAGCCAUCUGCGAGAGAUCAUGAUUGAUGAUGACAUUUUUCCAAUGCCACCCCAAAACCGUGUUUGAUUAUGAUUUCAACAGUCGAAGGAAGACAAUGCGCACAACCCCAUAGAGCAGAUGAUGUCCAAGAACACAUCUUGUGAACAUGUAAUGGCACAGUGCAUCUUCGUCCAUAUUGAUCAUCGCAAUGAAAUAGCAACACUAAG
Messenger RNA from Chara braunii, 1465 nucleotides. The record is from the annotation of a GenBank genome assembly. Lineage: Eukaryota; Viridiplantae; Streptophyta; Charophyceae; Charales; Characeae.